Drosophila obscura is the source of this 2206-nucleotide messenger RNA. RefSeq names its product peroxidase. Gene Ontology annotation, biological process: response to oxidative stress. Lineage: Eukaryota; Metazoa; Arthropoda; Insecta; Diptera; Drosophilidae. The record is from RefSeq and is a predicted model, not a curated record. Gene Ontology annotation, molecular function: peroxidase activity; heme binding. The transcript is spliced from 5 exons. The coding region runs from base 32 to 2038 and encodes 668 amino acids.
GGGCUGCAUUGCGUUUUCUGCAGUGGUAGCAAUGAGAAGCUUAAUAUUAAUUGUAAAAGUUCUAGCCGUGUUUGGUGCCCUGGCAAUUGCCGACAAAAGUGCAGCUCCCACGAGCUGUCCGUACGGGAAUAUAGCUGAACUCGAGCUGUAUCCAACUUCGAAGUCGAAAAGAAGCUCGGGGAGUUUUCCUUUCGAAGUUCGUCCGGCGGUCAGUGACUCAAGCUUGGACGGGUUGCUGAAGGAGUAUCUACCGAAAUACAAUACGAAUUCCGCCUCUAGUCCAAGCAGUUGGUUGGACUUGUCGGGUUCUAUGCAGCCUGUAAGGUGUGGCAUACCGCCUCCGAAUUGCCUUAAUGAUACGAGCAACUUGCACUAUCGAAGCAUUGAUGGAUCAUGCAACAGCUUGCUUUACCCCGAAUUCGGAAUUGCUGUCUCUAGAUACAGGCGGCUACUGCCCCCCAAAUACGUGAAACCAGUACACGCUUUUCCCAAUGCGCGGCUCAUCUCCCUUUCACUGUAUGGGGAACAGACGAGAAACGACAACUUCAGGACCAUGGCGGCAAUGCAGUGGGGCCAGUACGUUGCCCACGAUAUCAGUCAACUGACGACCAAAGGUGCACCUAAAGACUGCUGUGCUGAGCCUCAUCACCAUCGUUGCCAGCCGAUUGCUCUACCGCGCGGUGGUCCCAUCGCAUACAACACGGGAAAAACUUGCCUCCACUUUGCGAACAGCGUGUCGGACGCGGAUGCAAUUUGCCCGAAGGACGGUGCGCCAUAUCCCGAGAAGCUUACACUUUCUACUGCUUAUCUUGAUCUGUCAUCUGUGUAUGGAAAUUCUCUACAUCAAAGUCGGCGAGUGCGUUUAUUCAAGGGAGGUCGGCUCCGCACUAGCUACAUAAACGGCCAGCACUGGUUACCCGUGAGCCAGAACCUGGAUGGUGAGUGCGGCGGCAGAAGCGAGUGUUACAGCAUGCCAGAUAGGCGGAACCGCUUCUCACCCACCAUCGCACUUCUGCAGACACUUUUGGUGCGGGAACAUAAUCGACUGGUCGAGAACCUAGCUCUUCUUAAUCCGCACUACAACGACGAGCGUCUUUACCAGGAAGCUCGUAAGAUCAGUAUUGCGCAGUUUCAGAAGAUUACCUUUAACGAUUGGCUGCCCCUGUAUCUGGGACGUACGUACACUUAUCUCAAUGGUCUCAUCUAUCCGGUGGACCCUACUGAGUAUGUCAAUGAUUACGACGAAACCGUAAAUGCUGGGGCUUAUGCCGAGUUUGCUUCGGCCGCUUUCCGCUACGCGCAUACCCAGAUUCCCGGCUGGUUUUCACUUGUUGCGCCCAAUCGCAGCUCCAACCAGACACUGCGUCUAAGUGACCAUUUCGAGCGAUCUGGGACCAUUCGUUUGUUGGACUCCAGUGAUAACUUUGAUGCAUUAUUAAGAGGCUUGGCUACGCAGCUUCAUAAAAGUUCGGAUGGGAAUAUCGAUCGCGAGAUUAAGCACAAAUUCAAUCGAAAGUCCUUCGAGGAAUAUGGUUCUGAUCUGAAAUCAUUGGACAUUCAACGCGCCCGAGACUUUGGGCUAGCCUCCUACAACGAUGUCCGAGAGUUUUGCGGACUGCAGCGAGCCGUCGAUUGGGCGGAUUUGACCGGCGAGAUACCGAGAGAGAAAAUCUCAUUGCUGAGAAAGCUGUACGCAACUCCCGAUGAUGUGGAGCUAAGUGUCGGUGGCUCGCUGGAGUACCACGUCCCGGAAGCACUUUUCGGGCCGACUCUGUUGUGUAUUAUUGGCAAGCAAUUUCUAAACACGCGUCGCGGCGACCGAUUCUUUUUUGAACGAGAUCACAGUGGUGGUUUCUCGCGCACGCAACUGGCGGAGAUUCGCAAGGCAAGUUUGGCAAGUUUGUUCUGCAACAAUGCGAAUUAUUUGCACGACAUCCAGCCGAACGUAUUCGUAUUCCCAAAUUAUCAUAACAUGAUCCUCAAUUGCAAUGAGAUCCCUCAAGUUGAUCUCAGCAAAUGGCAAGAUACCCACUACUAAAAAAUAUAAUGGAUGUUCUAUAAUCUACAUUCUGUAAAAGAGAUUUAUUAGUUAUGUACGUGCGGCCUUUUAACAAUUUUUUCUGUACGGCCGCCGCACAUAAAUAUAACUAUGUAUUGGAAUAGCAACAAUAAACAUUACGACUAUGAACGCUCUUUACUUUUUAUG